Molecule: messenger RNA, 1116 nt
Organism: Ylistrum balloti
Lineage: Eukaryota; Metazoa; Mollusca; Bivalvia; Pectinida; Pectinidae
Exons: 9
Coding region: 1-1116 (371 amino acids)
Source: RefSeq, a predicted model, not a curated record
AUGGCGAAUGUGUUCAUCGAGCCUGUCCUUGCGGGGUACACCGGAGAGGAACAUGCUGAGGUCUUUGACCUACGAGCAAUUCCAAAACCUACAAAAGAACGGAGAGUGGGGCAACUAUCGGAGGACGAAGUGCGGAGGUUCUUUCUAGAGGGAUAUGUACUUGUGAAGGAUGUCUUCCGAAAAGAAACAUUGGAAACCUGCAAAACGGCUAUAAAUGAAAUGGUUGAUGAACUGGCUCAAAAAUUAUACAAGGCAGGCAAAAUUACAGAUCUAUGCACGAACUUUGGAUUCUCCGAUAGAUUGAUCCGUCUGGAAAAGCAGUUUCCGGGAGCAAAUGUUCUCUUUAUAAAACAAGCGCGAUUAACUCAAGCUUUUAAGGACCUCUGGACAGAUGAAGCCUUAUUGAACAUUAUUGAACAGUUGAUAGGACCAGAUAUAGCCGGACAUCCAGUUUGGAACCUGCGUGCAAAAAUACCACGUGAUGAGGCUACAACAGUGCCUUGGCAUCAAGAUAGUGGAUACCUAGACACAAAUAGUUAUCGUGUGUUACAACCAACGGCGUGGAUUCCGUUUGUGGACGCUACCGAAACUAACGGCUGUUUACAGAUUAUGCAAGGCGGUCACAAAUCAGGAAAAGUUGCUACUCAUCAGUGUUGUCAUGGUGGCACGUGGUACGUCAUGUUAGAAGAAGACGAGAUGGAGAAAACACUAGGUAUCAAUGUAAAGACAGACAUCAGGACGUGCCCAGUUCCGUUAGGGAGUAUUAUUCUAUUCAACAAUUUAAUUCCUCAUAGAAGUUUGAAUAACGUAUCAGACCAUGUCCGGUGGAGUGUUGACCUGCGCUGGCAGAAUCCGGGUUACCCUUAUGGGUAUUAUGACCUCAAAGAAGGGGUCAUAUUUCGGACAAAGGACAACCCUAACCCCGUGGUGGAUUGGGACACGUUUGAAGGGGUUGAUCGGUUCCAGAUCAGUGCUGACGCUGUUAAAGAAAAAACGCAGGAUGAAGAGGCAGUUGAAUUUGAUACCUCUAUUCAAGGACCUUGGAUGAAGAAAUGGGAAAUCGUCCAUAUCAAUCAGCAUGUGCUUAAAAUGCAGAGUGAAGAAAAAUCAUCUUAA